CUCUUUCUCUCAAAUAAAUAUUUAAAAAAAAUAAAAAUCGUUCAUAUUUAAUUCAGAUUGAGCAUCUUAAUGUAAGUAAAACUUCCAUUUUUUUUUGCAGUCAGUGUUAUGUCAGUGUUUUCCAAACAUCUUAGUAAAUCACCUGGGAUGCUUAUAAAAAUUCUGGUUCCCAGACUAGAGCAACUGAAUCAGGCUCUUGGAAGAAAAGUGUGGUUUUUAAGGAAACCUCUCUUCCCUUUCUCCUUGGAACAGACAGAACAGUCUGAUUAUUUGCAGAGAAAGAAGAAAAGCAGAGGAGAGAAUCCACAUCUUCAAAAGGGUAAGGGACAGAGUAUCAAAAUGGCCUGGAAAAUGUUCAGAAUUAACAUCAGAAAGUCAAAUGUUCACCUAAGGCUCAGCUGGGAAGAAACAAAAGAAAAAUCAAUAUGCAGUCAAAGAAUGGCUUCACUUUUCUAGAAGGUGACUCUCUAGGAGAGUCCCUUAGCAACAGCUUCGAAGUUCCAGAACCUGUCCUCAACCCCGAUGGUCAGCUUCGGCUUCUGUCCGGAACUCAGACUUCUUGCCCGAUCUUCCUACCACGGAAAUGCACGUGGCAGUGGUGGAAACAGCCUUGGUGCUGCUGCUGAGCAUGGGGCGGACCUCAGACUCUCUCUGCUCACCCACCAUUUUUUAUAGAGACUGUUGGAUCCGUCGCUUUCCAGGUCUUCUGAUUGACCUGGAGGAGUCUCAGAAGCUGGGAGCUCAGUUCCUGAAGUAUUAUUCUGAAAGUACUGGCCAGAAAUGCAGCAGGAGCUGCUGCCUUAGGAAGGAUGUUUCCUGUAACGUGGCUGUCUUCUACCAUGAUCCCAUGCAUGACAAUGUCAACUGCCUCCAUAUUCACUGCCCCACACUGGAGAGUUGCAUAUUAGAGCCCGGAACCAGUGCCAUUUUAUACAACGUAACAGAAGGUAUAGAUCCAGAUUUGCUGGUUUUUGAACAAUCACGUCCCACAUAUCUAAAUACCCGCUCCUCAUCUAAUACACGGGACAGACUAAGGAUUUUAAAAGCUACGCAUUUAGAUGAACAACAAACCACAGUGAUAAACCAAACGCUACCAUCACCAGAGAUGCCAUCAUCAACCACACAUCAAGAUUUGGUUGUCAACACAAACAGUACUAGGUAUUCCAAGGAAUUAACCACAGAUUCUUGGGCAAAACUCAUUUCCCUGAAUAACUCCAUUACCACAGAGGUAAAUAUGGGGUCACACAGCACUGAUUUCAUCAAUAAUCCAGAUAACAAGACUAUUUCUCCUUUCUUUGUUCCCAUAGACACAAAAGUUUUUCAUAGGCCUAUUCCAUCCCGACUCAACAGUAGCAAGCAAUUACUAAAUAAAACCAAGGGGUCCAACAGCAGAAACCACACAGCUGAGAAUGAAGACAUGACACCUGAUGGGGCAUCUGUGACUUCAAAGAUGUGGCUGGCUCCGGUGGCCCUCUGUACCUCUGUCAUCUUUCUUUGCUGUUGUAUGAUCAUACUGGCAUCUGGAUGCUGGAGAAAGCAGCAGGGCCAGUAUAAGCCAGGGCAGAGAAAGUCAGGAUCCAGGCAUGUCGAAAAGGUAACACUCUAAAGAAGAACUCUUAAGAGUAAAAGUUACAAGGAGAUUGUAAGCUUUCAAGGGUAUCGUUUUUUAGUUUUCUGUAAGACAAGGGCUGUUUGUUUUAAAAAAAUGAAUAAUUGCACAGGAUGCCCCCCUUACCAACCUCUAAAAAAGGCCAAAAUCUUCAUAAACUUAACUGCUUUGAUCAUUUCUAUUUUGU
Molecule: messenger RNA, 1796 nt
Organism: Enhydra lutris kenyoni (northern sea otter)
Lineage: Eukaryota; Metazoa; Chordata; Mammalia; Carnivora; Mustelidae
Product: MANSC domain containing 4
Exons: 5
Coding region: 584-1606 (340 amino acids)
Source: RefSeq, a predicted model, not a curated record